Messenger RNA from Aphis gossypii (cotton aphid), 2508 nucleotides. Its product is annotated as ataxin-10. The coding region runs from base 332 to 1567 and encodes 411 amino acids. The transcript has 7 exons. The record is from RefSeq and is a predicted model, not a curated record. Gene Ontology annotation, cellular component: cytosol. Gene Ontology annotation, biological process: neuron projection development. Lineage: Eukaryota; Metazoa; Arthropoda; Insecta; Hemiptera; Aphididae.
CGAUCUUUGAUGAUGGUUCCAGACACAGAUUUAAAACACUGCGUAAGGCUGUGGAUCUGAUAAUGCAUUUAUUAUCAGGUCUGUGGUAUUAUAUUAUUAUCACAGAAUACCUAUUAUGUUUUUUAACCGUUGCACAAAUUCAUAGAGUAAUAUUCUGUGAUACAAUGUAUUCUUUCUACGGUUAUAUUACUCUAUAAUGUACUCUGAUCUAAUGUUCAAAUCUUUAAUCUAAACCAAGUCCUAACUUGUAGUGACCAGUUCAGACGUGUUAUAUACUGCGACUGCGUUAAAUCGUUUUAAAUCUACGGCAGGAAAAUAGGCGAACGUUAUAAUGUCGACUGGACAACAACAGAAUAAUGACGUACAAGAGUUUGUAUGCUGUAUAAUGGAUCUAAAAGCCAGAAGAUUGUCUGGCCGGUCUGACCCCAAUGAUAUAAAAAACGCGACAGACACUUUUCGUUGGCUUCGGAACAACUCACCCAUCCUUGACAAUAGUGAUAAAUGCCGAUUGUUGGAUUCAGGACUGAUUGAAAUCUGUUCAUGGUACUGCAACACUUAUUUUGCCAAUGAGUCCCUGAGUUGUAGCAUAUUGUUACAGUUUUUGGCCAACUUCUCUGUGGGCCAUGAGAACGCUCAGCGCCAGAUAUUUGAAAGUUUCUGUAACACAUUAAGACAUUUUAUUGUAUCUUCUCAGGAUUCUAAACUAUUAAACAAUUCAAUGAUGUUGCUGUAUAAUCUAUGUUUAUGUGAUGUAAACUUCAGAGAAGAGAUCUUAAAAGAUGUAAGUACAGUUCAACAGAUUAUGACACACUGGUCUCAAAAGGAAUUGGAAUAUAGUAAAAUAUUUUUAGAUUCAAUCUUUUCAAAUUCAAAAGAUUUUUUAUUGGUCUUUACAAAUCUUCCUGACUGUUCUAAAGAUCAAUUAAUGGACAUUAUUUCCGUUUGGCUUGACAAUUAUCAUGAAGAAGUAUCUUUAGAUGUCAUUGUUGCGAUAAGAAAUAAUUUUUUUAUUGAUUGUGUCGUAGACAAAAUAACAAGACAUGUAGUGAAUGUUCUUGCUAAGGCUUCAAAUGUAGAAAAAUUCAAUCAUGAAAUAAAAAGACACACUACUCUAUUAAAAAAAAUUAUGGACUUGUUGGUAUUCAUACAUAAGUGUGCCAAGGAUAAUGAUGAUUCAAAUGACUUUAGCCGCGUGAAAGAUCUAUCAGCUCUUUUUAAUUCAGAUGUGCAAACCCAUAAUAGAUUUUGGUUCAAAUCAGAUUUAAUACGAUUGAUAGCAAAUAUGUGUUAUAAUAACCAAGAACAUCAGAACCUAAUGCGCUCUAAUGAUAUUAUUCCCAUACUGUUGGAGUGUUGUGCAUUUGAUGCUAAAAACCCUUUGAUGCGAGAAUGGAGCUUAUUUGCACUUAGAAAUAUUUUGGAAGGAAAUUUGGAUAACCAAGAUUUUGUAGCUAAUAUAGAUUCUGUUGGAUCUAUUGAUCCUGAAUCAUCAAUUACACUAACCGAUACACUUAAAAUGGCUUCAAUUAAGAAUUCUAUUUCAGAUAGUGACACCAUGUUCAUCUAAAGAAAAUGAUUAGUUUUAGUUCUGUUUACCUUUUACCUACAUUUUAUAUACAAUAUUAAUGAUAAUAGUUUAUACACAAAGCUAUUAAUAUAUCAUUUUUAAAAAAUAUUAUAGGGGCUGCAGGCGAACUCGUAUUUGUGUUUAACCAAACUGAUACAAUUAAACAGUUUCUCUUUUAACUUAAAUUAUUUAAAAAUAAAUAAAAUGAGUAGGUACCUAUACAAGAAUUAAUUUAUAUAGUACAUAUAACCUAUAUAACAUAUAUAGUACCCAUCAUUUGUAUACAUGAGGUAAGACUGUAAGAGUUUAGACGCAUCUCUAUUGUAAUCAAGGUGUAUACCUUUAUUCUAAUUAAACAUUUAAAUUUACAUGUUAGGUGCCUAUGUGAUAUUACACAAUGAGGACAUUUUGGUUUUUAAUUUUCAAAAUGUCAAAUGAAUAUUAAUCACAAAACAAAUUAAACACAAUAAAAAAAAAAUUAAUUAAAUACAAUAUAUUUUACAUUUACUAUAAAACAAUAGUUAAUUGUGACUAAUAUUACUUUUAAUCAAUCUGAAUGGCAAAUUAAAGUCGCUAUUAUAGCUUAAAUUAUUAACACUCCAAUUUCUAGUACAGCAAUAUUUAUAGAUGAUGUGUUAUUCUCUAUAUUUUUAUUUAAACUUUCAUCAACCCUUUGUUUUAAAAAAAUCUUUAUUGAUCUAUGAAUAUAAAAAGAUAAUACCACUAAAAAUCUAAAUAAUUUUAUACUUUAUAUAAAUGUUAUAAUAAACAUAUAUUAUAAACAUUCAACAUAAAAUUACCUGUCAAAAUAUUGUAAAAAAAUAAACAAAUAAAAUUACGGUGCUAUCAAUUUUAGUGUGUCUAAUCUAACCUACGGGCAAAUUGGCGUCAAUGUAUGUACUUCGCUUUGUAAAUAAAUUUAAUCGAUAUUGGAUAUAGUA